Messenger RNA from Serpula lacrymans var. lacrymans S7.9, 1243 nucleotides. RefSeq lists its product as uncharacterized. The transcript has 3 exons. The coding region runs from base 139 to 1017 and encodes 292 amino acids. Lineage: Eukaryota; Fungi; Basidiomycota; Agaricomycetes; Boletales; Serpulaceae. The record is from RefSeq and is a predicted model, not a curated record.
GGCGGAGUGUCAAAAUGUGCUUUGGAUGAACCAUCACAUUUGGCUUGACCUCUCCUUGGGUUUCAGCCUUGGGUGCAGGUUUACGCGUUUCCAUCUGAGGGAACACGCCAUUGUCUCCAUGAAUCAUGCCUCCAGAAAAUGCAUUCGAAAAGUUAUCUUAUAUGGCCUACAUAUUCACGAUGUUUCCCCAGUACUUCAUUCAAAACACCACAGGGUCCUCAAAUACUUAUAACCUUAUCAACUGUAUAUCCAGCGCUGGAUUCUCAUCUGACAAACAACUUUCCCGUUGAAUUCGUCCGUAAUAACAUGGAUGACACACAAGAGGAGGAAGUAGCUCCAAGGCUUGACGAUGGACAAAGACCUCUCUUCUCUACGUCUGAACUCUCCUUUGAUCGGCGCCCAACGAGACCCAAAGCCCCUGUCAGGAAGAGAAGACGCGCCGCCCCUACAACACCGGCCUUUACCUUUUCACCUUCGUUCAAUCGAGUGCAAACAGGGCUAUACCACCCCCCCGGCCAGGCGUCUGGUGGGACACCGCUUCCUCCAUCCGAAAAUUCAUAUCCUGAAUAUCCUUCCCUUCCCACGUCUUCAUCGCGUUAUUCCAACGACAUCUUCGAUAAUGUAGCCACUUCUGCUGCGAGACGUCCCUAUGCAUCUUCGCUCGGGGUUGAAGAUCAUACCUCGCACGAGUUCCCAUAUCCUCCAGAUACACACCUUAACCGUUCUUAUCCCCAACCAUCGAAUGAGACGUCAGGGCCAUACUUUCCUACCGGUUACAGUGAUGCGCAAAUGCAGACUGCUUCGUUUAAUGCUGGACGGCUGAUGUCUUCUUUUAUGCCCCCUUCAUCUUCCACCCCAGGUGUGUAUGUCCCCACGGAGUCUCGACAUGCCCCGUAUCACGUCCAAGCCGAUGUGAAUCCUCCGUGGCUAUCACAAGCCGGUUAUACUGCUGACUAUCCGUACAACACUAGUUCUUUCCCUGAGCGAGAUUUCUCGGAUCCUUACCAGGAUGCGUAGGCUCCGACUGGGCCUGUCUGUCAUUUUCAUAGCUCUUUUCGAUGAUAAAUCUUAUCUCAGGCAGAUGAGAUGUUCUGCUCCCGAAAAAUCAGAUUAUCUGGCGAUAUUUUGUAUCAGUGACUAUUAUUGUACUAAUACUGUGACUAUCUGUCAAUAUGUCCUAUCGCUGUUCUUGAUAGUAGUUCUUACUUCGAUCUUUAGCAUCACAAAUAUAUAGUGAUCAUUU